Pterocles gutturalis (yellow-throated sandgrouse) is the source of this 4515-nucleotide messenger RNA. RefSeq names its product ATPase, Cu++ transporting, beta polypeptide (gene ATP7B). NCBI's taxonomy places the organism in Eukaryota, Metazoa, Chordata, Aves, Pterocliformes, Pteroclidae. Bases 4 to 4245 code for a protein of 1413 amino acids. Gene Ontology annotation, biological process: monoatomic cation transport; copper ion homeostasis. Gene Ontology annotation, cellular component: perinuclear region of cytoplasm; membrane; trans-Golgi network. The transcript is spliced from 20 exons. Gene Ontology annotation, molecular function: ATP hydrolysis activity; ATP binding; P-type divalent copper transporter activity. The record is from RefSeq and is a predicted model, not a curated record.
ACAAUGAAACACAAUUUUGCUUUUGAUAACAUGGGCUAUGAGGAGAGCUUUGAAACUGUGCCCUCUCCAUCUUCCCAAGAACACACUGUGGCAGUCAACAUUGUGGGAAUGACUUGCCAAUCUUGUGUGCAGUCAAUAGAAGGCCAAAUUUCCAAGGUGAAGGGCAUUGUGAGUAUUAAAGUCUCCCUUGAACAGAACAAUGCUGUAAUAAAGUAUCUGCAGUCGGAAAUAAGUCCUGAACAGAUUUGCCAGGAAAUUCAGGACAUGGGCUUUGAUGCCAACAUAGCAGGAGAGGGGUUGACAACAGCAACUGUAAAUUUGUCAUGCUUGAGAGAAGCAGUAGUUAAGCUUCGGGUAGAAGGCAUGACGUGCCAAUCCUGUGCCACCAACAUUGAAGGAAAGAUUAGGAAACUGCAUGGUGUGGCGAAAAUCAAGGUGUCACUUGGUAACCAGGAAGCAAUUAUUACUUACUAUCCUUACAUCAUACAGCCUGACGACCUCAAGAGCCAUAUCAGUAACCUGGGGUAUGACUGCACCAUUAAAAGUAAAUCAGCCCCUUUGAAGCUGGGUGUCCUUGAUCUCGGGCGCCUGCAGAAUGCAAACCCCAAGGAGACACCAGCAAGUCUGAAGAGUGAUGGGGUGGAUCCACCGGUUGCCAAGAUGAGUGGCACAGCUACCGUGGCUGUACAGAUAGAAGGCAUGCACUGCAAGUCCUGUGUCAGAAACAUUGAAGAAAAUAUAUCAGAUCUUCCUGGCAUACAAAGUAUUAAAGUGUCUUUGGAGCAUAAACAUGCUGUGGUACAGUACAGCCCAAAUUUAAUUACCCUGUCAGCUUUGCAGCAAGCUAUUGAAUCCCUUCCAUCUGGAAACUUUAAAGUGUAUCUCCUUAAUGGUUCAGAAGUUAAUAAGGGAGCUUCUCCACCACCUGCUUUGCUAUGCGAUCUCUUCAGAGAGCUGCUGCACAACACGACAUGCACAGCUGUUAUUAGGAUUGAUGGCAUGACCUGCAAUUCCUGUGUACAGUCCAUAGAAGGGACCAUAUCACAGAGACAAGGAGUGCAAUGUAUAGCAGUUUCUCUAUCUGACAGAACUGGGACCAUACAUUAUGAGCCUGCUGUCACUACUGGAGAAGAGUUAAGAGCUGCCAUAGAAGACAUGGGGUUUGAUGCUUCUGUGCUGACAGGUAACAAUACUGCUGCCGGAGAACAUAAGCACCAGCCUGAUGCCAGCAGUGCUGCCAUGCAGCCUCGAGCUUUAGAGACUCUUCGCCAAGGCUGUGCCUCGGAUACUCUUCCAGACAGUCCACACCUUGAUGGGCCAAACCAACCCAGUGAAGUGACAGCUGAAAAGUGUUUUUUACAAAUCACAGGCAUGACCUGUGCAUCGUGCGUGUCUACCAUUGAAAGAAAUUUGCAGAAGGAGGACGGAAUUGUUUCAGUGUUGGUAGCACUGAUGGCAGGUAAAGCAGAGAUAAAAUACAAGCCAGAAUUCAUACAGCCUCUUGAAAUAGCACAGCUGAUCCGGAAUUUGGGUUUUGAAGCUACCGUCAUAGAAGAUCAUGCAGAAACAGAAGGAAAUGUGGAGCUUCUUAUUACAGGGAUGACUUGUGCUUCUUGUGUUCACAAUAUUGAAUCUAAACUCAUGAGAACAAAUGGCAUAUUCUAUGCCUCAGUUGCACUUGCUACUUGCAAAGCUCACAUCCAGUUUGAUCCUGAAAUUAUUGGACCUCGAGAUAUUAUAAAAAUAAUUGAGGAAAUUGGCUUUCAUGCUUCCGUGGCUAGAAGAGUUCCAAAUGCACAUAACCUGGAUCAUAAAAAGGAAAUACAGCAGUGGAGGAAAUCUUUCUUGUGCAGCCUACUGUUUGGUAUCCCUGUCUUAAUCCUAAUGAUUUAUAUGCUAAUACCUGAUGGUGGGCACCAUGGGUCUAUGGCGCUGGAACAGAACCUCAUUCCUGGAUUAUCUAUUUUAAAUCUUCUCUUCUUUGUCCUGUGCACUUUUGUUCAGUUUCUUGGUGGAUGGUAUUUUUAUGUACAAGCUUACAAAUCACUGAAGCACAAGACAGCCAAUAUGGAUGUGCUCAUCGUACUGGCCACAACGAUUGCUUAUGUGUAUUCGUGUGUGAUCCUGAUGGUAGCGAUAAUUGAAAAGGCAGAGAAAAGCCCUGUCACUUUCUUUGACACUCCUCCAAUGCUGUUUGUAUUCAUUGCCCUUGGGAGAUGGCUGGAACACAUAGCAAAGAGUAAGACCUCGGAAGCUCUUGCUAAACUUAUAUCUCUUCAAGCCACAGAAGCCACUGUGGUAACUCUUGGACCUGACCACUCUAUCGUCAGGGAGGAGCAGGUAGCUGUUGAACUGGUUCAAAGGGGUGAUAUUGUAAAGGUUGUUCCUGGUGGAAAGUUCCCAGUGGAUGGAAAGGUCAUUGAAGGCAGUUCUAUGGCAGAUGAGUCUCUCAUUACUGGGGAAGCUAUGCCAGUCACUAAAAAGCCUGGGAGCACAGUGAUUGCUGGUUCUAUAAAUGCACAUGGCUCGGUUCUUGUUGAUGCAACUCAUGUUGGUAAUGAUACCACCCUGGCACAAAUCGUGAAAUUGGUGGAAGAAGCUCAAAUGUCAAAGGCACCCAUACAGCAACUGGCAGAUAAGUUUAGUGGAUAUUUUGUUCCAUUUAUCAUCAUCAUUUCAACAGUGACAUUGAUAGUAUGGAUCACAAUUGGUUUUAUAAAUUUUGAUGUUAUUCAAAAAUAUUUUCCCAAUCAGAACAAACACGUGUCAAAAGCUGAACUAAUACUGAGGUUUGCAUUUCAAACCUCAAUCACUGUGCUGAGCAUUGCAUGCCCCUGUUCUUUAGGCUUGGCUACCCCCACAGCUGUGAUGGUGGGCACAGGAGUUGCUGCACAGAAUGGUAUUCUCAUCAAAGGUGGAAAACCGCUGGAAAUGGCACACAAGAUAAAGACUGUGAUGUUUGAUAAAACUGGGACCAUCACCUGUGGAGUUCCUAAAGUCAUGAGGGUGCUUUUGCUGGGAGACAUGGAUGUGCUCUCUCUGAAGAAGGUACUGGCAGUGGUUGGCACUGCAGAAGCCAGCAGCGAGCAUCCUUUAGGAGUGGCAGUCACUAGAUAUUGCAAAGAGGAGCUGGGCACUCAGAGCCUGGGAUACUGCACUGACUUCCAGGCAGUCCCAGGCUGUGGCAUCAGCUGCAAAGUCGGAGGUGUUGAGGCUGUCCUGGGCACGGCCAAGGAGGGUCUCGAGCUGGAUGCUAACAGGAGCAGGGACAGCACUUCUCACACGUACGCAGUGUUGAUUGGAAAUCGUGAGUGGAUGCGACGCAAUGGCCUGCAUAUUGCAAAUGAUGUAAAUGAUGCAAUGACGGACCAUGAAAUGAAAGGACAGACUGCCAUACUAGUGGCUAUAGAUGGCGUAUUGUGUGGAAUGAUUGCAAUAGCAGACACUGUAAAGCAGGAGGCAGCCCUUGCUGUGCACACACUGAAAAACAUGGGAAUAGAUGUGGUGCUGAUAACGGGGGACAACAGAAAAACUGCAAAAGCCAUUGCUACGCAGGUUGGCAUCAAAAAAGUCUUUGCUGAGGUUCUUCCUUCUCACAAGGUCGCAAAGAUCCAGGAGCUCCAAAAUGGGAGGAGGAAGGUUGCGAUGGUUGGUGAUGGAGUCAAUGAUUCCCCUGCACUAGCCAGGGCCGAUAUUGGAAUUGCAAUUGGAACGGGCACCGAUGUUGCCAUUGAAGCAGCAGAUGUUGUUCUUAUCCGAAAUGACUUGCUGGAUGUGGUUGCCAGUAUUCACUUAUCUAAGAGAACAGUUCGAAGAAUACGAAUAAAUCUGAUUCUUGCCUUAAUUUAUAAUCUGCUUGGAAUACCUAUAGCAGCAGGUGUGUUCAUGCCUGUUGGCCUCGUGCUUCAGCCUUGGAUGGGAUCAGCUGCAAUGGCAGCUUCUUCUGUGUCUGUCGUGCUGUCUUCUCUGCAGCUGAAAUGUUAUAAGAAGCCAGCCACAGAAAGUUAUGAAGCACAAGCUCAAGGCCGCAUGAAGCCACUUACCCCUUCCCAAAUCAGUGUUCAUAUUGGAAUGGAUGAUAGGAGGAGGGGUUCAUCCAGACAGGCUCCUUGGGAUCAGAUUAGCCAAGUGUCUCUCUCUCCCUUGACUUCAGAGAAGCUGCCGAGAUGUAACGGUUUUGUUGAGGAAGAAGGGGACAAGUGGUCAUUGCUCAUGAAUGGAGGAGAUGAAGAACAGUACAUCUGAAGUACUGUACUCCCAGUAAACAGGAAACGUUCCUUCUCACCAGUGAUGGGAGGGACGAAGUUAUGUCAUCAAGAGCUUCAAGGUUGUAAGUGAAGUCAUUCCUUUAGCUCACAAAACAACUCCAACUCAGUUUGAUGUUGGGUUGUAUGGAUUGUGGUUUUUUUUUCAGGUCACAAGUUAUUUCUAGUCACGGAAAGAAUCUAUGGUUCUAUAAUGAAGUGGCUACUUUGCACACAGCAAUUAUUUGUAAAAAUAUAAUUUUCAGAGUCU